AUGCCACAUGCAUUAACCGCCACCAAUUUGGCUCCGAGCUACACCGCGCCCGAUGGAAAAGAAUACAGGGCCGGGGAUGUCGAUCACUGGAACCUUUGGUGGAGAUUGGGCGCACCAAAUUCAGCUUAUAAUAGACAACUAAAACCCUGGCAAUUUACUAAUCAUAUACCUAGAGGAUCGCAAUUCUGCAGGAAGGAUAAUUUGGCUAGAUUUUUGAAAUGUAUGAAGAAGGUGUACGGAGCAAUUUACGAUUUUACACCAGAAGGAUAUGCGUUACCGCUAGACUAUUUGAAAUUAGCCGCCGAAUGCAGUCGCUGCGAUUCCCGGACAGUACUUCGUGAGGGCUGCGAUGAUUCAGCACUACAUCAGGCCGGAUCUGAAAACAGCAACGCACCCGUAUGGAUUUGCAAACCUGUGGGACGAAGCCAGGGAAAAGGCAUCUUUCUGUUCAGACACCUGAGCGAACUGAGCUACGACAGCAGCGCAGUCGUCCAGCGAUACGUCCAGAAUCCGUUACUAAUCGGCGGCUACAAGUUCGACUUACGCCUAUACGUAUGCGUUCCGAGUUAUAGGCCGCCGGUGGUUUAUUUGUAUCGCGAAGGUCUCGCUCGAUUCAGUACAGACAAAUUCACGCUAAACGAUCUGGAAAAUCCAUUCAGGCAUCUGACUAAUUGCAGCAUCAAUAAACUAGGACCUAAAUAUGCCGAGUGGAAGGAAAGAGUUGGAAUGGGAUGUAAAUGGACUUUGCGCCAAUUGCGUAUGUAUCUAAGCCAGAAUGGAAUACGGGACUGGUUGUUAUGGCAACGUAUAUCGUGUUUAGUGGCUCUUACAAUUCUAGCCCAGGCUGCAGCCGUACCUCAAUGUUCAAACUGUUUUGAAUUUUUUGGAUUUGAUGUACUUGUAGACGAAGAAUUACGCCCUUGGCUUUUGGAGGUCAAUAUUUCACCAGGUUUAGGAAACGACUGUGAUGUAGACAGUACAGUCAAAAAACCGUUGCUGCACGAAAUGUUUGAUUUGCUUGGUUUGCCGGUUUGUCCAACUGGGCUUCAAGCACUUUUUCAAGGGGCGCAAUACAACCAAAGCCAAGAGUAA
This is a messenger RNA of Ctenocephalides felis (cat flea), 1092 nucleotides long. RefSeq names its product probable tubulin polyglutamylase TTLL2. Gene Ontology annotation, biological process: microtubule cytoskeleton organization; protein polyglutamylation. Bases 1 to 1092 code for a protein of 363 amino acids. Gene Ontology annotation, molecular function: tubulin binding; tubulin-glutamic acid ligase activity. Lineage: Eukaryota; Metazoa; Arthropoda; Insecta; Siphonaptera; Pulicidae. Gene Ontology annotation, cellular component: cilium. The record is from RefSeq and is a predicted model, not a curated record. The transcript is spliced from 5 exons.